CUUUAACGACAAUUUCAGGUGACGAACAUGGCAACACCCAGUUAUUCUUUACAACACACUCCAACAUGGGCUAUUGCCCUUGUUUCCUUCAUUCUUAUCUCAAUCUCAAUCAUCUUGGAGCAUUUCAUCCAUCUCAUAAUCAAAUGGCUGAGGAAACAUAGAAAGAGCGAUUUGGUGGAAGCAAUAGAGAGGCUUAAAUCAGAGUUGAUGAUCUUAGGAUUCAUGUCGCUGUUGUUGACAGUAACUCAAGACGCUAUAACAGAAAUCUGCAUUCCAGUUAGGACUGCAGAUACUAUGCUUCCAUGUCGAAAACGUACUACCAAUGAUACUGCAAUUUUGGAUUCUUGCAGUGCCAAAAAUACUAGUGAGGUUGCUUUAGUGUCAAAACAUGGAAUCCAUCAACUUCAUAUGUUCAUUUUUGUUCUAGCUGUCAUGCAAAUCGUGUACAGUAUUCUCACCGUUUCUCUGGCAAGGGCUAAGAUAAGGCACUGGAAAGCUUGGGAUGAAGAGACUCAAACAAUGGAAUAUGAAAUUGCCAACGACCCUAAUAGAUUCAGAUACACAAGGCAAACAACAUUCGGAAGACGCCACAUAUCUACUACUACUGCAUCACCAGUGUCUGUUUGGAUUAAAUGUUUUUUCAGACAGUUCUUUCAUUCAGUAGAAAAAGUUGAUUACCUCACCUUGAGGCAUGGUUUCAUAUCAGCUCACUUUUCAGCUAGAAACAGCAACUUCGACUUCCAAAAGUACAUUGAACAGUCACUUGAGGAAGAUUUCAGAAUCAUAGUGAGCAUUAGCCCUGUGAUGUGGUUCACUGUUGUUAUUUUUCUGCUCGUGGAUGUACAUGGCUGGCAUGUAUAUCUCUGGUUAUCCUAUAUUCCCCUCUUGCUGGUUCUGGUUGUAGGAGCUAAACUUGAAGUCAUUGUAGACGAAAUGGCUCUUCAGAUGAAAGAUGUCAACAGUGUAACCAAAGGGACCCCACUUGUUUCUCCAAGUGAUGAAUUUUUCUGGUUUGGCCAUCCAGGAUUUGUGUUAACACUUCUGCAUUACACUUUAUUUGUGAAUGCAUUCGAGCUUGCCUUCUUUAUAUGGGUAUCAACACAGUUUGGAAUAAAUUCUUGCUACCACGAACAUAGAACAUUUACAGUCAUAAGGGUGGUGAUAGCGGUGGCAGUUCAAGUCCUAUGCAGCUAUGUAACUCUUCCCCUCUAUGCACUAGUGGCACAGAUGGGGUCACAGGUGAAGAGCAAAGCCUUGGCUAAGAUUCUGAGGCAGUGGCAUGUUGAGGUGAGGGAGAGAAGGAGGAAGCAACAGAAACUUGUGAAGUCUUUUAGUUUUAGCCAUAUGUCUUCAGAAUGGAACCAAGGAAAUAAGAGUGCCCUUGAGUUUUCUUCAGGGCUACGUGAAAACACUCGUUCCUCUAGUGAAGGAGAAAUUGUACAAGAGUUGGAGCAUCCCAUGAAAACACAGGCAAACUCAUCAAGUGAUCCACCUCCUUGUGUUGUCUAAUUAUAAUUGCCAAAUAAACAUUUUGUGUACAUGGAUUACAACUUCAAAUAGUAUUGAUUCUAUUGAACAUCAGAUUUGUAGCAGUGAAA
Messenger RNA from Vigna angularis (adzuki bean), 1598 nucleotides. RefSeq names its product MLO-like protein 3. The record is from RefSeq and is a predicted model, not a curated record. Lineage: Eukaryota; Viridiplantae; Streptophyta; Magnoliopsida; Fabales; Fabaceae. The transcript is spliced from 15 exons. Gene Ontology annotation, biological process: defense response. Bases 28 to 1509 code for a protein of 493 amino acids. Gene Ontology annotation, cellular component: membrane.